UUCAUGGUGAUGGAGAACGAGAAAAGGAGGUGCAUUUCCACGGAGGAACUCGAGAAGCAUAACAAAGCGUCGGAUCUGUGGAUCUCGAUCCAGGGCAAGGUCUACGAUGUCACGGAAUGGCUCAAGGAUCAUCCUGGCGGUGAACUCCCGUUGCUGAACCUCGCCGGACAGGAUGCCACCGACGCCUUCAUCGCCUUCCACCACGGCAUUUCUUGGAAGCAAUUGGAUCGCUUUUUCAUCGGUCAUUACUCCGAUUACCGUGUCUCCGAGGUCUCUAAGGAUUACCAGAAACUCGUCGCCGAAUUCGUCAAGAUGGGACUUUUUGGGAAGAAGGGUCACGGUGUCUUCUUCUCCCUUUGUUUCAUGUUCUGCUUGUUUGUGACCGCAGUGCUCGGCGUUGUGGCAACGCGCAAUGUUUGGAUUCAUUUGCUCUCCGGUGGCCUCAUGGGGUUUCUCUGGAUUCAAUCCGGAUGGGUGGGGCAUGACGCCGGCCAUUACCAGAUCAUGACCAAUCGCCGCUUCAACCGUUUGGCUCAACUCAUCACCGGAAACUGCCUCACCGGAAUCAGCAUUGCUUGGUGGAAGCUCACUCACAAUGCCCAUCAUAUCUCUUGCAAUAACUUGAACUUUGAUCCUGAUCUUCAACACAUGCCAAUGUUCGUUGUAUCCUCACAUUUCUUCAAGUCAUUGACAUCCAACUUCUAUGAACGAAAGAUGAAUUUCAAUGCAGUAACUAGAUUCCUUGUGAGCUAUCAGCAUUGGACAUUUUACCCUGUUAUGAGUGUUGCAAGAAUCAAUCUUUUUGUUCAGUCAUUAGUGUUGUUGUUGUUGUCGAAACGGAAGGUGCCGGAUAGGUGGCAGGAGAUAGUUGGAGUGCUUGUGUUCUGGACAUGGUAUCCAUUUUUAGUCUCAUUCCUGCCCAACUGGGAAGAAAGGUUCAUGUUUGUGUUUGCUAGUUUUCUUGUCACUGGACUUCAACAUGUUCAGUUUUGUUUAAAUCACUUCUCUUCCAAUGUGUACAUUGGGCAUCCAAAAGGGAAUGAUUGGUUUGAGAAGCAAACAAUGGGGUCUCUUGACAUUACUUGUUCUCCAUGGAUGGAUUGGCUUCAUGGAGGUUUGCAGUUUCAAGUUGAGCACCAUUUGUUCCCUAGAUUGCCAAGGUGCCAUUUGAGGAGGAUAUCUCCUGUGGUUAAGGAGCUAUGCAAGAAGCACAAUUUGAGCUACUCUAGUGCUUCAUUUAUUGAGGCUAAUUGCCGGACUUUGGCCACUCUGAGGACUGCUGCAUUGCAGGCUAGAGACUUGGGUAAUCCAGUACCAAAGAAUUUGGUUUGGGAGGCAGUGAACACUCAUGGUUGAUGGUGCACAGCAAGUCUCUGAAUUCUUCUUGCAUCUCUUCUUGAAUGAAUAAUUUUUGGCCCUUUUUGGUCUUGAUCAUGUUAUGUUGAAGUUUGGUUGUAACAGAGAACUGAUGUUUUUUAGGC
Molecule: messenger RNA, 1481 nt
Organism: Dioscorea cayenensis subsp. rotundata (Guinea yam)
Lineage: Eukaryota; Viridiplantae; Streptophyta; Magnoliopsida; Dioscoreales; Dioscoreaceae
Product: delta(8)-fatty-acid desaturase-like
Biological process (GO): lipid metabolic process
Cellular component (GO): membrane
Molecular function (GO): oxidoreductase activity, acting on paired donors, with oxidation of a pair of donors resulting in the reduction of molecular oxygen to two molecules of water
Source: RefSeq, a predicted model, not a curated record